AUGGCACAGGCUCAUGGACCUCUUUCGAGAACGAACACGGCGCCGGUAUUCAACAGUGGUAGAGCUGCGAGCGGUCUCUCUGGCUUGAGUCAGACCAUGAGCCACAACUCCAGCUCGAGGUCGUCACAGAUGUCGGCGCCCUCCGCGGCCUUCUCCUCCACCACAUCUCUAUCCACAAUGUCAAAUCCGAAUCCUCUUCAGUCGGCGACGAGUCAGCCAGCUGGCGGUGGGCUGCCAGCUUCGGGGCCGGUACAGACAAAUAAUAUCAUCAAUCAGAAAGCCGACGCGUCGAGGUCUCUCUACCAAAUAUGUGUGGCUUUGAGAAGUCGAUUAGAGCAGGUCCCGGGCUUCGACAAGCACUUGAACACGAUGGCAGAGCAGGAUGGCGCAGAUGGAAUGGAUCCGGUCUCAUCGCUGUGGAGGUGUCUGCGGAAAGGAUUUCCGUUGUUAACGAUAUAUAAUUCUCUACAACCGCCGAGCCCUCUACAUAUGGCCGAAGAAUCGAUGCCCGAAGCACAGUGGCCCAAGAACUUACCUAAAAAAGCCGCAUUUAUGUUCGUAAAAGCUUGUCUGGAGGGAGAAUUGCAUAUUGAUCCUGGAGAGUGUUUUGCACUCUCAGAUUUAUUUGGAGAUGAUACGACUGGAUUCGUAAAGGUCCGUACCAUUUUAUUCAGCCCCUAG
Molecule: messenger RNA, 681 nt
Organism: Glarea lozoyensis ATCC 20868
Lineage: Eukaryota; Fungi; Ascomycota; Leotiomycetes; Helotiales; Helotiaceae
Exons: 1
Coding region: 1-681 (226 amino acids)
Biological process (GO): establishment of cell polarity; septin ring organization
Cellular component (GO): nucleus; cytoplasm; division septum
Source: RefSeq, a predicted model, not a curated record